UGAGCCCUGGAAUCGAUUCGUAUUAUCACUGGACUGUUUUUGCUGAGACUUUCUCUGGCUAGUGCUCUGGUUUCUGGUUGAGGUCUUGAAUGGCCACUUUGCAUUUUUAUCAUUAUCUUCCAAAGCUCCCGUUUAAAUGAGAGACACUUUUAACAUUUUCAAAUUGCUGUUGCUAUGUACGAGUUCUUGUCCUGUCUUCAAAUACUGUGGCUGCUCAAGAGCUCAGCUACUGGAAGAGUACUGCGUACACUACUCCUUAUCAAUUUAUAGAACAGUGAGAAAAGGAAAUGUCUCCGUCAGACUCAUUAUCAUGAAUGUCGGCAGUCCUCAAAUAGAUAAGACAAGAAGGUCCUAAGUCUAGUAACCAUGCCAAUUCAGAAGAUCUGUUGCAUUGGUGCUGGAUAUGUCGGAGGUCCUACAUGCAGCGUCAUUGCUCUCAAAUGUCCUGAUAUUAAAGUGACAGUUGUGGACAAAAGUCAAGAACGAAUUGAUCAAUGGAACUCAGAAAAGCUCCCUAUAUAUGAGCCGGGUCUCUAUGAUGUUGUAAAGCAACGCCGAGGUGAAAAUCUUUUCUUUUCCACUGAUAUUGAUAAUGCUAUCAAAGAAGCAGAUCUCAUCUUCAUUUCUGUCAAUACCCCAACAAAGACAUUUGGAAAUGGAAAGGGCCGUGCUGCUGACUUGAAGUAUGUCGAAUCUGCUGCUAGGAUGAUUGCUGAGGUAGCUAAUUCAAGUAAAAUCGUUGUUGAGAAAAGCACAGUGCCUGUGCGAGCAGCUGAAAGUAUCAGCAACAUUUUGACUGCAAACACAUUUAACAAACCUAAUGUAAAAUUCCAGAUAUUAUCAAACCCUGAGUUCUUAGCAGAAGGGACAGCAAUUAAUGACCUUCUCUAUGCUGACCGGGUACUUAUUGGUGGAGAGGACAGUGCUGAGGGUCAUGCUGCUAUUGAAGAACUUUGUAAGGUGUAUGAAAGAUGGUUACCACGCAAAAAUAUUCUAACCACCAACACUUGGUCCUCGGAGCUAUCAAAACUGGCUGCUAAUGCAUUCUUGGCACAAAGAAUUUCUAGUAUUAAUUCACUCUCAGCUGUCUGUGAAACAACUGGAGCUGAUGUAUCGGAGGUUGCCCGUGCUGUUGGUUGGGAUUCCCGCAUUGGGCCCAAGUUUUUACAAGCAUCAAUUGGAUUUGGUGGAAGCUGCUUCAAGAAAGACAUCCUCAACUUGGUUUACAUCUGUGAAGGCCUUAAUCUGCCUGAAGUUGCUGCUUACUGGCAACAAGUUAUUGAUAUGAAUGACUAUCAGAAGUCACGUUUCUCAGCUAAAGUAAUUGAAUCCCUAUUUAACACAGUGACUGACAAGAGGAUAACACUUCUGGGUUUUGCUUUCAAGAAAGAUACUGGUGAUACUCGUGAGUCCCCUGCCAUAGAUGUAGCAAAGACUCUUCUUGAUGAAGGAGCUAAGCUCCAUGUCUAUGACCCAAAGGUGGAGCACAGUCAAAUUCUGGAAGACCUGACACAUCCUCAGGUGACUGAGGAACCGGAACAUGUGAGAAAGUCUUUGACCAUUCACUCUGACCCUUAUGAAGCAACUGCUGGAACACAUGCUAUUGUGCUGUGUACAGAGUGGGAUGAAUUUGUUAGCUUGGACUAUCAGCGCAUUUAUGAGGGUAUGAUGAAGCCAGCUUACGUGUUUGAUGGACGAAAAAUCUUGGAUCACCAGAAACUGCAGAGCAUAGGCUUCAUUGUACAAACUAUAGGAAAACGACUAUCCCGCAAUAGCCCAAACCGGGUAUGGGGUAGCAAAGCCCAAAUAUAAGUGUUUGUGUAACAAAAUUUAAAUUGAACUGAACCAUUAUUGACCACAUUUACAUCAUAGUACUUUAGUUUUUGGAAUAUCUUAUUUUGGUCCAGUAAAUAUCAUUGUUCUGUUAACUGUUGCUUGACAGCUACGUGCAAUUAAAUGUUAUGUUUAGUGUGGGGUUGUUUAGCACUAAGGUAAGUAAUGCUGUCAAUUAAUAUGUUUUAUUACAUCACAAAUUGUUCCCCAGCACCUAGCCCUUUCCAGAAAAUCAUGCAUUUGUUAUGUUAGUUAAUCAUUUUAAUAUUUAAGUCAUUUUCUUUUUAAGUUAUUUAUUGAUUGUAAAUAAUUUUUGAAGAAAACUCAAGCUGUUACAACAAAACCAGUCCUAGAUCAGUCCUGGCCAUUAGUGUUUGUUCUGUAAGCUCAUCACAUUGUUACAUCAAUCCAGUAUUUUAUCAGAUUGUAUUUAUGUAGUUUGUCUCAUAUUGAGAAAACAUAAUUUCCUUUGAAAUGUCGUAUGGCUUCUUGUCCUCAUAUCACAGCUCUGUCUUUGAUUGACAGCUACUUUGUCUUAUAUAUCUUAGUUCAGUGUGCACAGUUUAAUGUGUUGAAAAUCAUCUUUUGUGUGGUUUCAAGAAGGGGAUAGUAUUUUCUGACCUCAUGAGAUUCUCCUUUCCAUUUUAAAUGGCUGUAAAGAGUGCAGAAUUGUUUUCAAUGUCUUAUUCUGUUUUGAAGCAGUGUUCAUGAAUGAAAGUUGUGAUUGAAUGUGUAUCUGAUAUCUCCUCAUCGUUGUUGACCUUCGACACUUGACCUUUCUAGUGAUCCAACUUAAUUUCAUUUCGCGGCACUCUGUGUGUGGAAGUAAACUUUGACCCCACGUCAUUAUCUGUCUUGAAUCUUAAUUCAUCUUGACUUGUUGACAUUGUGUCUUCAUGUGAAUGGGUUUUCAUGCUGAUUGUAGUAUAUUUGUGUUUUUGAUUGACUUUUAUUAUUGUUGACUGAACGUUUUGUUUUGUUAAUUUCAACCAAAAAUAAUUUCAGUCCGUCCAUGAAGAAUGGCAAUAGUUGAUGUUUUGUAUUUUAUACUUGAAGAGUGUGUUAAUAAGUUUUAGAAAUAAUUAUUACGUCAUGUUUUAUGUAUCAUGUGUGACUUGGCACUAUUAAUUUGCAUGUGUGAAAAAGAUGUAUUGAUAUUUUAAGAAAGAUUCAGUAUGUCUUUCCAUUAAAACAAGUGCAUUGGUCUGCAUGUGAACAACCCACAGCCUUUUGAGAUUGUUGCUGUUGAAAGUGGAUGUGUUAUGGCCUCACAGUAUUAAGCAUUGAGUUGCAUUGAAGCAUUUUGGUAGAAGAUUUUUCUGUAGUCGGACUUUUAACAUAAAGGCAUGACGGUUUUUUAGAACCAUAUAAUUUUUUUAAGGUUUUGUGUCAAAUUUUAUUUGAAAAUUGAUUGUUUUCUCAUGUUUCUUAAGUUAAUGAGUACUUCUGUUGAGUGAUUUAAAGUCUAAAAUCCUUGAUUGUGUGAACGCACUGUCUUUUUAUCCUGGUAUUUAUGUUGUGUACUUCUUUCUGUAGAUUCUUACUGUGAUCCCUAGAAAUAAAUUACAAAUAUUCUCUUCGUA
This is a messenger RNA of Thrips palmi, 3416 nucleotides long. RefSeq names its product UDP-glucose 6-dehydrogenase (gene sgl). Bases 367 to 1812 code for a protein of 481 amino acids. The record is from RefSeq and is a predicted model, not a curated record. Gene Ontology annotation, molecular function: NAD binding; UDP-glucose 6-dehydrogenase activity. Lineage: Eukaryota; Metazoa; Arthropoda; Insecta; Thysanoptera; Thripidae. The transcript is spliced from 10 exons. Gene Ontology annotation, biological process: glycosaminoglycan biosynthetic process. Gene Ontology annotation, cellular component: cytosol; nucleus.